CUUGACAGCGCUAAUGUAAAGUGCGGAUAGUUUGUCACUAAUGGAUGAUGCAACAUCCUCACAGGAAGAAGUCAAGAAAACUUUGCCUCCUAAGCAAACUUUUCUCUCUUUAUCGUGGGAUUACUUUAAAUUUUUGCUGACGUGUGCAUCUAUUUAUGGAGUGGGGUACUUCCGACUUAGUGUUAGUUGGGUAUUACUGGGGUCAUUGGGCUACUUCGUAAUACGGCACACUAAAAAUAAGAACUCGAAGUUGAUCAGUUCAUUAAAAGCAAUCGGAGAAGAUGAAAAAGCAUUCAUCAUUCAAAAUUUUUCUGUCAGGGACCUUCCAUCAUGGGUUUACUUUCCAGAUGUUGAACGAGCUGAGUGGCUUAACAAGGUGAUUAAACGGAUGUGGCCGGCCAUCAGUCAAUAUGCAAGGGACAUCGUCAUCCAAAAUAUAGAACCUAUUGUUUCUCAGAAUUUACCAGCUGCAUUGACGCCUUUCAGCUUCGCAACUAUUGAUUUGGGGGACACCCCUCCUCGAAUCGGUGGCAUUAAGGUUUAUAUGAAUGAAAAUAUCCGUAAGGAUGAAAUAGUUCUUGACUUGGAUCUUAUGUUGUACAGUGAUGCGAGAAUAAAGGUAAACCUGGGGAAAGUCAAAGCAGGUGUAAAAGAAUUUGAGUUGCGUGGUACACUACGUGUAGUUAUGAAGCCACUGGUCCCGAAAGUUCCGUUUGCUGGUGCAGUGACAGUUUGUUUUCUCGACAGUCCAUACAUCAACUUCUCGUUAACAGACAUGGGGAAUAUCCUUGGACUUCCUGGGCUACAACAAACUCUGAAUACAGUUAUUCGUAAUGUUGUCAACCAGUUGGUUGUUCUUCCUAAUCGUCUACCAGUUCAACUUCUCCCUGAUAUUGAUAUACAGAGUCUGAAAUAUCCAUUACCACAAGGUGUCCUUCAUGUCAAUAUGAUAUCUGGUCGUAAUUUAAAAGCAGGUGACAAGAGUAUGAUCGGUCGUCAUACCUCAGAUCCAUAUUGUGUUAUACGAGUUGGUGCUAGAUCAUUUAAUACGUCAGUGGUCAAAGAAACUUUGGAGCCUGUUUGGAAUCAACAUUUCGAGUUUAUCGUGGAUAUUUGUCAUGGUCAAUCAGUCACAGUGGAGGUGUAUGACAAAGAUCAGGGCAAUAAGGAUGAUUAUUUAGGCUGCACUUCAAUACCAGUAGAACCCGUGUUCAAUGAAGGUGAAAUCGAUACUGUGAGUGUGAAUAAAAAUUUGAGUGUUAUUUCGAAUGUGUUAUAUUGUGUAAUAUGCAUUUUUGAAAAUUAUUCUUCUGUGUCAUUGUAA
Messenger RNA from Trichobilharzia szidati, 1324 nucleotides. NCBI's taxonomy places the organism in Eukaryota, Metazoa, Platyhelminthes, Trematoda, Strigeidida, Schistosomatidae. The record is from the annotation of a GenBank genome assembly.